UUUAACGAUAAAUCCGAGGUCACACUGCUGCCAUUGUUUUUCCUAAAAUAUAUAAACAACUUUUAGAAGUUGCAACAUACGCAACGAUGGCAGACAGGCUAACGCAGCUACAGGAUACCGUAAACCAACAGGCCGAGCAUUUUUGCAACGCCAUAGGUGUAAUCCAACAGACAUCUUAUCCCAGUAAAUUUGGAAAUUUCGACCGCACAGGGUCACAAACGCCGAACCCAAGUCAGCCCCAGGAGGACUAUGCUCAGCUAUUCGCACAGCUAAUUGCACGAUGCGCCAAAGAUAUUGACACAUUGAUUGAGUCGUUGCCAAAUGAAGACAGCUCGAUUGAACUCCAAAACUCAAGUCUCAAGAGGCUAGAAAUGGAAAAUCAAGAGACCGCUCUUGACCUUGAGAAAGUUGUUCAAAAAGGAGAGCUUUUGCUUGAGAAAAUUCAGUCUGCUCUGGAGAACAUUGCUCAAGCUCAACUUGAUAUGCAAAUAACACUCAAGUCCAGUAUUAAAAAUAUUUGAAAAUCAUAUUUGCUUUGCAUAUGCGUUUAAUUAAUUCACAUAACAGCAUAACACCUUGAAUGCAUUUCGCUUGUAAACUGUAUACAUAGUCACAAAUGUAUCUGUAUUUACGGAUACUAAUGAUGACGAGCAUCGGCGAUGUAUUUACAAUGCAGGACUUAACGUAUUUCUUAGUUUAUGGCUU
Messenger RNA from Drosophila miranda, 705 nucleotides. RefSeq names its product mediator of RNA polymerase II transcription subunit 21 (gene MED21). Gene Ontology annotation, biological process: regulation of transcription by RNA polymerase II. The coding region runs from base 87 to 521 and encodes 144 amino acids. The record is from RefSeq and is a predicted model, not a curated record. The transcript is spliced from 2 exons. Lineage: Eukaryota; Metazoa; Arthropoda; Insecta; Diptera; Drosophilidae. Gene Ontology annotation, cellular component: mediator complex. Gene Ontology annotation, molecular function: transcription coregulator activity.